CAUGCACAAAAUAUUUAUCAUAUUCGGAUUACUGUCAUUAUGUGCUGCUCAUUCCCUUCGAGACCUUUCAAAUAAAGAUGAGGAGGACCCUCCCUCUUCAGCUCCAGGUGUUAGAAAACGGAGAAUGAUGUCAGAGGAAGAUCAGAAAACAGUUGACUAUUAUAUGGAUAAACUGAAUAAAUUGGCUGAUGAGAAGCACCCAGAGGAAAUCGAACGACACAAGAAUCCAGAGUUGGUAGCAUGGGAUCGUAAGAGAGAUAGUGUGCUGAAUCCAGAAGAGCAGGGAAAAUUCUUUCAAGGAGAUAUUGUUCUCUAUCCAGAGCAAGCAAAGGCUCUUUAUGAGCAAGCACUAACUGAAGGAAAAACAAGAGUAAAGAGAAAAUUCAUUGGGUCUAACUUGAGAAGAUGGGACGCCAGUCGACCGAUAAUUUAUGCUUUUGAUGGAAGUCACACCCAACGCGAACAAAGAAUCAUCGAACUUGCACUUGAACACUGGCACAAUAUAACUUGUCUCAACUUUCAAAGAAACGAUCAAGCUAACUCUGGAAAUCGAAUUGUAUUCACUGAUGUUGAUGGAUGUGCAUCAAAUGUUGGGAGACAUCCACUCGGAGAAGAACAACUUGUUUCACUUGCACCUGAAUGUAUUCGAUUAGGAGUUAUUGCUCAUGAAGUUGCACAUGCUCUUGGCUUCUGGCAUGAACAAUCGAGACCCGAUAGAGAUCAAUAUGUAACAGUUAGAUGGGAAAAUAUUGAUAAAGAUUCAAAGGGGCAAUUCUUGAAAGAAGAUCCUGAUGAUGUUGAUAAUGCUGGAGUACCAUAUGAUUAUGGAAGUAUCAUGCAUUACCGGUCCAAGGCAUUCUCAAAGUUUGAUGAUUUGUAUACAAUCAGUACCUAUGUCACGGAUUAUCAAAAAACUAUUGGUCAACGUGAUCAGUUAUCUUUUAACGACAUCCGACUAAUGAAUAAAAUCUACUGCUCCGCAGUCUGCCCAUCAAAACUUCCAUGUCAACGUGGAGGAUACACGGAUCCACGUCGUUGUGAUCGUUGUCGAUGUCCUGAUGGAUUCACCGGGCAAUACUGCGAACAAGUGAUGCCUGGAUACGGAGCCACUUGUGGUGGAAAAAUCAGUUUAACUAGAUCUACAACUAGAAUAUCAUCACCUGGAUAUCCAAGAGAAUUCAAAGAAGGACAAGAAUGCUCAUGGCUUCUCGUUGCUCCACCAGGUCAUAUUGUAGAAUUUCAGUUUAUUGGAGAAUUUGAGAUGUACUGCAAAAUUAGACAUUCUUUGUGCAUGGACUACGUAGAAGUUAGAAACUCUACUGAUUUUGCAAAUACUGGAAUGAGAUAUUGUUGCUAUGGAACUCCUCCAACUAGAAUCCGUUCUGCAACUACUGAUAUGGUUGUACUUUUCCGAAGCUUCUACCGUGGUGGUAAAGGCUUUGAAGCAAGAGCCCGUGCAGUACCAGAGGCGGGUAACUGGAAUUCCUGGAGCCCCUGGACGGCAUGUUCCGCAACUUGUGGAGCAUGCGGAAGUCGCAUGAGAACCCGAACAUGUCCACCUGGAAAUGCAUGCUCUGGGGAGCCAGUAGAAACACAAAUUUGCAAUACUCAAGCUUGUACGGGUAUGUGCGCUCAGAAACGGGAGGAAGAGGGUCAAUGUGGAGGUUUCCUUUCUUUGUUACGAGGCGUCCGUUGUAGACAAGAGAAGACGGUGAUGGCUCCAUGCGAGAACGCGUGCUGUCCAGGUUUCACUCUUCAGCGUGGCAGAUGUGUCCGGUGAUCACCAAUUUGUAUCCAUUAUUUCAAUUCCAUAUUUUAUCCUGUAACCUACAGAACUCUUACGAAGCUACGGGCCAAUUCCUAAUCAAACCAAAUUGUUAUAAUCCUUAUUUUCACUGUUUCAUUUUUCUUCUUCUAAAUUAAAUACCACCUCUUUUUAUGUUGUUUCGAGUUUGUGUGUAUGAUUGAACGAGUUUGACCAUGUUUUUGAUAUAAUAAAUAUUUUUGAUGCUUUG
Messenger RNA from Caenorhabditis elegans, 2015 nucleotides. It is a transcript of the gene dpy-31, whose product is annotated as Zinc metalloproteinase dpy-31. Gene Ontology annotation, molecular function: metallopeptidase activity; metalloendopeptidase activity; zinc ion binding. Gene Ontology annotation, biological process: molting cycle, collagen and cuticulin-based cuticle; proteolysis. The record is from RefSeq and is marked reviewed. Lineage: Eukaryota; Metazoa; Nematoda; Chromadorea; Rhabditida; Rhabditidae. The transcript has 8 exons. The coding region runs from base 2 to 1780 and encodes 592 amino acids. Gene Ontology annotation, cellular component: extracellular region.